Messenger RNA from Orbilia oligospora ATCC 24927, 1200 nucleotides. RefSeq lists its product as uncharacterized. The coding region runs from base 1 to 1200 and encodes 399 amino acids. Lineage: Eukaryota; Fungi; Ascomycota; Orbiliomycetes; Orbiliales; Orbiliaceae. The record is from RefSeq and is a predicted model, not a curated record. The transcript has 2 exons. Gene Ontology annotation, biological process: intracellular signal transduction; protein phosphorylation. Gene Ontology annotation, molecular function: protein serine/threonine kinase activity; ATP binding.
AUGUCGGACAUCUCGUUACCCUCCCAGGUUGCUCUCACCGCCAGACCAGAGGACAGAAUAGGCCACCUACUCGCUGGUAGAAUAGAACUCACCGGCAUCUUGGGUGUUGGUGCAUAUGGCGUCGUCUACACCGCGGUCGACAUUUACACUCACAUUCCAUAUGCCGUCAAGGCUCUAUCCAGAGUUGGGCUCGAUUCGCGACAGCGCAGGUUCCAGGAACGGGAAAUCGCCCUGCAUCACCGUGCUAGCGCACAUCCAAAUGUUGUCAACCUUGUCAAGAUCAUUUCUGAUAUUGACUGUACUUAUGUCAUUAUCGAAUACUGCCCAGAAGGUGAUCUCUUCACAAACAUUACCGAACAUGGUAACUUCGUAGGCAACGACAUCUUGGCCAAGAGGGUCUUCCUUCAACUCUUGGAUGCUGUAGAGUACUGCCACUCCUUGGGAAUCUACCAUCGGGAUCUAAAACCAGAGAACAUCUUGGUCACCGAUAAUGGAACCCAAGUUAAACUCGCAGACUUUGGUCUUGCUACUACAGAACCAAUCACCUCUGACUUUGGCUGUGGUUCCACUUUCUAUAUGUCACCUGAGUGCCAACAGUCUCCAUCUAGAGGAUCUGCUUGUUAUGCUUCUGCUCCAAAUGAUAUCUGGUCCCUUGGUGUCAUCCUUGUCAACCUCACAUGUGGACGAAACCCAUGGAAGCGUGCUUCGCAGAGCGAUAGCACUUUCCGAGCUUUCUUGAAGGAUCCCGGUUUCCUCAGGACCAUUCUUCCAUUGUCUGCCGAAUUGGACUUGAUUCUGCGCAGGAUCUUUGAGAUCAACCCAGCCAAGAGGAUCACCAUCCCAGAGCUUCGCUACAGGAUCCAUCACUGUUCCAGAUUCACCACCAACAGCCCACUCGACAGCCCACCACUCAGCGAGACUAACUCUUCUCCAAAUAUCUCUGUCACCGACAUGUUCCAACUCCCACCCCAGGUUUACAAUGGACAAGUUCCAAUCCCAGCUUCUCUCCGAAAUAACAACCAUGGCUACUCUUCAAGAUCAUCCAGCAAUUCUUCUGCAGGUACACCAAUUACACCAUCUGUUGCAGAUGAGUACGCUCCUCUUUCAUUCCAAUAUAAAAACGCCUGGAGUCCCUUCGAUGGAGUCAAAUACAUCGUCGCACAACCACCAGCACUUCCUCAAAGCAUCCAAGCCUGCUAG